Messenger RNA from Penicillium argentinense, 993 nucleotides. It is a transcript of the gene trm8, whose product is annotated as tRNA (guanine46-N7)-methyltransferase. Gene Ontology annotation, molecular function: tRNA (guanine(46)-N7)-methyltransferase activity. Bases 1 to 993 code for a protein of 330 amino acids. Lineage: Eukaryota; Fungi; Ascomycota; Eurotiomycetes; Eurotiales; Aspergillaceae. Gene Ontology annotation, cellular component: tRNA methyltransferase complex. Gene Ontology annotation, biological process: RNA (guanine-N7)-methylation; tRNA methylation. The transcript has 3 exons. The record is from RefSeq and is a predicted model, not a curated record.
AUGACCACGCCGCCGCCACCCAAGCGCGCAAAGCGUGAGGAGUACCGCCGCAACCUUCAGAACCAAUUUGAGGCACACCAGAAUCCCGAUGCCGAGAUCGCCGACGUCAAGAUGCCGCAGAAGAAAUUCUUCCGGCAGCGCGCGCAUGCGAACCCCUUCUCCGAUCACAAGCUGGACUACCCUCUGAGCCCGGCGCAUAUGGAUUGGUCGUCACAUUUCCCCGCCUUCAUUGACCCCGAUACUUCGAAAACCACACUUGGGGGUGCACGCAAGCUGCUGAAGGACGUUGAGGUCGUGGACAUUGGAUGUGGAUUUGGUGGAUUGCUGGUUGGACUGGCACCUCUCUUGCCAGACACCUUGAUGAUCGGAAUGGAGAUUCGAAUCUCUGUUCUCGACUACGUCCGUUCGCGCGUCCACGCUCUUCGCAUCCAACAGCAAAAACUUAAGAAUGGCACGGCCGCGCAAGCCUCCGCCGAAAAUUCGAAUAACGCCGAAGCUUCUGUUGAUGAGGACGAGGUUGGGAGUACAACAACCAUCGUGCCAGGAAACUACGAGAACAUCAGCGGAAUCCGAGCCAACACGAUGAAAUUCUUGCCGAACUUUUUCGCCCAGCACCAGCUUUCCAAGAUCUUUGUCUGCUUCCCAGACCCCCACUUCAAGGCGCGUAAGCACAAGGCGCGCAUUGUCUCCGAAUCGCUGAAUGCCGAAUACGCCUACGUCCUGCGACCUGGUGGUCUUAUGUACACCAUUACCGAUGUGGAAGAGUAUCACCACUGGGUCCUCCGGCACUUCGAGUACCAAUCUGAAGAGGAGAGAGCGCAGGGCGGUAUCAAGGACCUCUGGGAGCGGGUCUCUGAGGAGGAAUUGGCAGCUGAUCCUUGUGUGCGGGUUAUGAGCUUCGAGACCGAGGAGUCGAAAAAGGUCUCCCGCAACAACGGCAAUAAGUACGUUGCGGUGUUCCGACGCAAGGCCGACCCCGAAUGGAUUGCAUGA